Molecule: messenger RNA, 4294 nt
Organism: Ceratitis capitata (Mediterranean fruit fly)
Lineage: Eukaryota; Metazoa; Arthropoda; Insecta; Diptera; Tephritidae
Gene: dpr9
Product: Neurotrimin
Exons: 7
Coding region: 1207-3105 (632 amino acids)
Biological process (GO): synapse organization
Cellular component (GO): neuron projection membrane
Source: RefSeq, a predicted model, not a curated record
UGGUGAAAAGACGUUCGAUAAGAGUAACUGCCAACGCGGUACUAACGGAAAACAGCAUUAAUAAAUAAAAUGUGUGUAGGCGUUACUGCUGCUACAAUGAAUGCUUAGUGUAAGUGCUUGUGUAGCUGCCCACUAAAUUAAAAAAUUAAUUAUUAAUUAAUUACUUGUCGCCAGUAAAGAGAGUACAUGCAUACACGUAUGUACAUACAUGUGUACAAGUCUUUCACGUGAACUCGGUAGCGUUUGCGUUUGGUGUCCAACUAUGUAUAUGUAUCAUUGAAAAGGAUUCGAAUGUGAAGCUAUGAGCGCGGAUUAUGUUAUAGAGAUAUUCGUAGUGUCUCCUGUGCAAGAGUAAUCGGAAUAAAUACAAUAUUAUUUCAGAAAUCCAAAUAUCUGGAAACUGGCAGAAAAAUCGUAACAAAAUCUCAAACCAAAGUUUAACUAAUUACUUGAAUCCAUGUGCUAGUGUGUGUUGCCCAUUAGUUAAGAGUUUGUGCUGGCUGGCUAAAGCAGCCGCCACACCCCGUACCCAUUCUUCAAUACCCUAUGCCUGGGAGAAAAAAGUUUUGAAGUGGUUGUGCAAAGUGCUGAGAAAUUUACAUGAGUCAAGGACGGUUCACUCGUUUUCGUGGCUCAGUCGCUUCGGCUCCGUGCGUGAUUCAGCGAGAAAAGCAGCAUAUUCUUGUUCAAAUGUACAGAGAUACGAGUAUAUGUACGUCUAUGUGUGUGUAUGCAUCAUUCAUGGAAUAACAAUAUCGAAAUUUGAAAGCGAGAAUGCACUGACAACUUGAAACGACGAUUUAAUGGACAAUCAUGUCAUAACUGCAAAUAAAAAAUAAUUUACGGUCACCACCUGCUGCAUCAAUAAAGUUAACCAACCCAAUUAAUAAGGUUAUGUGUCUUCAAUGAGGUGGGUCAAGCGAUUAACAUGUCUCAUGGUAUUUUGAAAACCCAAAAUUUGAGAAAUUUUAGGACAACAGUAAAAGACAAAAAACAUAUUUCCCACAAACUACUUCCCCAAAAAAUAGAAAUGCAUUAUUACUUCCCCAUCUUGAGAUGCAUAAACGGUUUGUCACAGACAAGCUACGCCGGCUCCUCUCCACCAAUGCCUAAAUUGCGAUUAAUUUUAAAAUAAGCGAAUAAAUUGUUCUGCAUUUACAUAGCUUGCGUGAACGAGGACUCGUAGUCCAACGCAUAAAAUCUACCAUGAAUUCCAUUGCAUCGAUUACUGCCCCAACAACCGUACAUAUAAAGAAAGUUCAGCGAAGACAAUUAGCCACCCCGUCAAGGGGCAGUCAAUGCUGUGGUAGAAGCCUAAUAGAAUUGGCGUUUAAGCGCUUAUUUGGGAAACGUUUGGAAGCGGACAGAGUUGCUAAGUAUUGCCUAGAGUUGCAGAAAAGAAAAUACACAACCCGGACAGUGGAAAAUAGAUUAACUAAGCUUAAGUCAAAAGUUUCAACAUCAACGUGUAGCGUGACGCUCUGGAGACUAGCCGUUAAAUAUAAACUGCGACAAGAUUCAGUGCACAUGAUGAUAAUAUUGUUUGCUGUGAUCAUGUCUGUUGUGAUAUCGGAAAAUACUGCUUUGGCAUCACAACGUGACUCAAUUAAACAGAAAAAUCCCAAUAACCUAAGCACUAAUUUAAAUGCCAUACCGACGGGAGGUGGAAUCGGAACAAGCGCCACUAAUGGAAAUUUCGCCAAUGGCAAUCCAAACAACAAUAAACAUGGCGGCAACGACAUUAGUAAUCAAAGAAACAAUACUACGACUGUAACCUCUGAUUAUGGCGGAAAUUAUCUUACGACCUCAGCGACGACUACUCAAAGUACCGCUACUGCAACUAUGACUGUGCCGAGCAACACCAGCAGUGCGGUCUAUAAUGGCACCGCUCAGAAGAAUAGUGGCGCCUUCCUUUCGGGCACAUCAGUGAUGAAUCGUAACACAAUUGAAUUGACUGAAGAUGCUCGUAAUGGACCUUACUUUGACAAAGCUGCGUCGAAAAAUAUAACAGCGCUUUUGGGAAAGACAGCGUAUUUGAACUGCCGGGUCAAAAACCUAGGAAAUAAAACGAUGUUGCUGCAAGUCUCCUGGGUACGGCAUCGGGAUAUUCAUUUAUUAACUGUUGGACGGUAUACAUACACAUCAGAUCAACGCUUCCGCGCAAUACAUCAACCCCAAACUGAAGACUGGAUUCUACAAAUAAAAUAUCCUCAACAUCGAGAUUCUGGCAUAUAUGAAUGCCAAGUAUCGACCACACCGCAUAUGAGCCACUACAUUCACCUGAACGUUGUUGAGCCUUCUACAGAGAUUAUUGGUGCGCCGGAUCUGUAUAUAGAAAGUGGGUCCACCAUAAAUUUGACUUGUGUCAUAUUGAAUUCCCCCGAACCACCUGCUUAUAUAUUUUGGAAUCACAACAACGCUAUAAUCAAUUAUGAUUCCCCACGUGGAGGGGUAUCGGUGGUAACAAACAAAGGCGAAACUACAACUUCCUUUCUUCUUAUAAAAUCUGCCCGGCCUUCAGAUUCGGGGCACUAUCAAUGUAAUCCAUCAAAUGCGAAACCUAAAAGUGUAACAGUCCAUGUAUUAAAUGGUGUUUCUCAUUCCGUUUCCAGGGGAAUUCCCAGCAGCAAUGCAGCGCGCGGGUCCAGCGUAUCUUCGAAUGUCCCAAAGUCGGUAUCUCCUAGUGUACCUGUCAAUGUACUUGUGCACCUUAGCGUAUACCAGAUGGUAUAUGCCGUUAUUGGCGACAACUGGCACCAGGAUAGCAAACAUGUGAAGCAUCUGUUUGAGUGGAUUCUAAGCGCAAUCGUGUUGCUGGCGACAGAGUUGCUUGGAAAACGACAAUUGAGACGAAGAAAGUGUGAAAAGUUUUACGACGAGUGCGGCUGCUACUUAAACGAUUUACAGCUCAAAUCAAAUGAAAGUCUUCAACAACAACAAAAAGCAACAGACACAGAACAUAAACAACGCAUCGUUGAAGAAACGCUUACGAGUUUAUUUCAAAAAUCAAACCCCUUUAUUACGGUAUACAGCCGAGUGUCGUCGUUACUUAAGAGCCUUUAUUCACUGCUCGGCAGACACAACUUCGAGCCGGAUAUAAGGUGAGUGCAUUUGAUUUGGUUAAGUCAUAUGCGUUCUUUGAAUGAGGGAGUAAUACAAACUCAAAGCAUUCGCACUAUACUCAACUGAAAUCUAUACUAUUUGUAUGACAAUGAAAUCUGUAUUAUUUCUUCGCGUUAAAGCAUUAGACAAAAUGGAGGAGUGCAUGUAAACUUACUCAUAAAUAAAAAAUAUAAAUAAAUGUAAAUAAUUAUAAAAUACACCUUAAACCACAUACAAUGAUAAGAUAUAGAAUAAAUCAUAAUUGAACGGCAAUAAAAAUUGUUUCAGUGUAGACUACAUUACAGAGUAAAAAUUCUAAACUUCUAAAAAAGUAUAAACCAAAAUUAAUAAAUAAAGUUCAUGAAAAUUACUACGCGUAAAUGUAAAGUAAAUGUUCUGCCGAACCAGAGGUUUUAUUAGGCAACAUUAUGCAACAUUAUUCCCCUUAGCUAUGUUUGUAUGUAAAUCAGACCUAAGUCUUCAUAGCGGUUCUCUACGAGAAUUUUGAUCUGGUUACCAAAGUAAACUUUUAAUACAAAUCAUAAAAUCACGUUUGAUAUACAUAUGUAUGAUGCUUGUAAUCAGCUCUAAGCUGUUAAUGAUGAGUUUGUUAUUUUAAUUAUUAUUAUUUUUGUUUCUUUGUUUUUAAAAAGAAAUAUAAACAAUAAUCAUGUGGAAAAUUCUUCAAGACAUUUUCUGGAAAACCCUAAACUACCAGAGUUGAGUCUCCCUUUAAAUUUGUGGGUAGAAGCAAGAACGACUAAAAAACUGUUAAGUUGAUUAUGCUGCCAUCAACAGCCUCCUUUACUGGUGCUCAACCAACGACACGAUUAAAAACAAAAAAAUUAACUCAACGAAGUGACUCUGUUUCGCCUCCACGCCAUAUGCAUAAAUAAACCCAAUUGGAAUCGAAAAUGUUCAAAGUGUAUGGGUAAUAUCCGCAAGAAACGAGCGUUUCGUAUCGGUUCAAAGCGCAAGAAAAUUUAUUUUGGCUGAACGAAACGGCAGACAUUUUUUGGGCAAUAUGAGAUCUGGCCUUAUGAUGCGUGUCCUACGGUACAUGGACAUUCCUAUAAAGACAUUAGGCAUACAAUUUCAGGAAAUGUUGGUACCAAUAAGAUACUUUGAAGCUGUAAGCUUUAGAUCUCGUUUCACUACCAUUUUUGAAAAAGUUUUAGAAAAACGAGAUUCU